Haliotis rubra (blacklip abalone) is the source of this 3304-nucleotide messenger RNA. RefSeq names its product toll-like receptor 4. NCBI's taxonomy places the organism in Eukaryota, Metazoa, Mollusca, Gastropoda, Lepetellida, Haliotidae. The record is from RefSeq and is a predicted model, not a curated record. Bases 103 to 2607 code for a protein of 834 amino acids. Gene Ontology annotation, molecular function: protein binding; transmembrane signaling receptor activity. The transcript has 2 exons. Gene Ontology annotation, biological process: toll-like receptor signaling pathway; immune response. Gene Ontology annotation, cellular component: membrane.
CCUCGACCCGGGGUUCUAUCGGAUGCGGAGCUCAUUUACAGCACGACAGCUGCAACUACAAUCACAGACGCCUACAGACGUAGACGUGUUAAAGGAAGAUCCAUGUUGACAUGUAACAUAACCAUGACAAACAACAUUGUACUUCUUCUUGUCUGUCUCUCUGGAGAAGUUAUCUGGGCAUGUACGUUCCAUCACGAUGCGACAUAUGGAGGAGUGUUCGCAAACUGUUCCAGCAACAACCUAUCCUCUGUACCAAAUGAUCUUCCCCUGAACACAACAUCGCUCAGUUUGCAUAGCAAUCACAUUGCCGUGUUGCACAUUCCACUCAACAGUUCCUGGAAUACGCUCAAAUACCUGGACCUCUCCAGCAAUAAAUUAGCCAAACUGGAAAAGCGGACGUUUGAAAGCAUUUACAACUUAGAAGAACUGUUCUUGCAAAACAACAAUCUUAUUCUCAAUUCUGACACAUACCCAGACGAUGUCUUCCUACCACUACAGAAACUUCAGAAGCUUCACCUGCACAACAAUGACCGACGGUUUAAAGGUAUAUAUCCAGAAACCGCUCUCGGUAAACUAAGAAGUGUUGUGGAAUUGAAAAUUGAUUCAUCUGGAAUCACCAUCUUUGGAUCUGGAUUUGCAAACAUGAGUAGUCUCAAAAGACUUCUUUUGGGGUUUAAUGGUUGCAAGAUUGAAGAAGUGUCAAACAUAACGUUACGAUCUUUUCAACACAGCCCAGUUGAAGACCUAGAUCUUUGUAGCUGCCCAUUGGAGGCUGUAGAUAAAAUGUCAUUUGUUUAUUUGAAAAGGCUCAAGAAUUUGAACCUUUCUAAGGGUACAUUCGUUGCUCCAGUGGAUGCUGUUAGGUCUAUGUAUGGUUUAAAUGGGCUAAACAUGACAAGUGUUUCAUUUGAUGAAAUGUACAAUUUCCUUAAUUUUCGGUAUGGUCCUGUUGAACCGCGAAUUCUUACACACGAAGUGCUGGAUAAUAUUCAAGGCGUUUGUGUGAGGACGUUUUCAAUGAAAAAAAAUAAAAUAGUAUGGCUUGAUUCUUCGAUUUUAAACUCCAAUUCGCGUUUCACCCAGUGCAUUACACACUUGGACCUUUCUGAUAAUGAUUUCCUGGGAGACAAGCAGCUUUUAUUCAAACUUGUCUUUGCGCCUCAGUUGGUGUUUCUGAAUUUUUCAAAUCACUUAAGGAGAAACGAGUUCUUUCCAACAACAAUUCCUGAACAUAACUCCCUGUUAUCAGUACCAACAUUCCGUCUCACACUUCCCAGCAAACUGGAGUACCUUUAUAUGCAUGGUUCGUUGAGCGAUGUAGGUUACAUAAACGGCAAUAUUGAAUUUACAAAUGCAGUAUCGCUCAAGAGUCUCAACUUUGAAUUUAACGGUUUGUAUGCCUUUAAAUACAAUAUUUAUGGAUUAGAGAACCUCACUGAUUUCGAUGUCUCUGGAAACUACUUCACCAACGUGAAUCCUGGACUAUUGAAAUAUUUUCCAAGUUUGACAACUCUUAAGAUGUCUCAAAUGGGCUUUAAAAACGACUUUCUACUUAAAGAGGGACGUGAGAUGUUUUUGCCAUUAGGUGCACUGAAAAAUAUUGUUCUUAGUCGCAAUGAUUUAGCAGUCAUGGAUUCACAGAUAUUUGCUGGGAAUCAACUGGCAGUCAUUGAUUUGUCCUUUAACCGCUUUGAGAGUAUCCCCUUUGACAUUACAACAACUCCGUCUCUCCUACGUCUUGACCUCAGUUACAACUCGCUGCCUGUACUAUCAGCGUCACAGAGGAGUCUACUUGAUGCCUUGGCAACAACAAAUAACCUUACUUUGAACCUUAACAACAACCUUCUGUCCUGCGGAUGUGAGAACUUAGACUUUGUGAAGUGGCUGUUCCAAACAGAUGUGAAAGUUGAAAGCAUAGAUACAUAUACCUGUGUAUCUGAUGAUGGCGUUAUUACAUCUCCAUCUUUUAUUUAUCAUCAUUAUGAUGAAACCUGGAGAAGGUGUUCGGGACCAAUUUGGUUAUCUCUAUCUGUUUCUGCUUUUGCACUGAUCAUUUUAUUCAUGAUUUUAAUAUACCUGAUAAACCAGAAAAAGACUUUAGUUUUAAACAUCAUUCACCGGUUGUUUGGGUUGGUAAAUGUCUCCAAAUCACCGAAACGUACUGACUUUCCUAAUGACGCCUACAUCGGCUACAGCGACGUCGAUUACCAGUACAUCUGUCACACUGUGAGAGAACACCUGGAAGAUAGACAUGGAGUCAAACUCUUCCUGAAGGACAGAGAUACCAUCCCUGGUGGACAAAUAGCCGACGACAUCAUCAGCGGAAUAGAUUCAAGUUGGAAGACGGUCCUCGUUCUCACCCAGUCUUUUAUUGAGGACCAGUGGUGCCGCUUCAUUGUUAAUCGUAUUGUGUAUUCCUCCACUAGAAUGCCAGUUGGUAGUAUCCUGCUUGUGUUGUUUGAGGACGUGAGACGAGGGGACAUCUCCCCGGCCCUGCUCAAUGUUGUGGUAGAGAGACACAUCUUCAGUGUGGGGAAGUACAGGGACGACCAGGGCAGCUUUUGGAGAGACGUUAGUCAGCGUAUCAUGAAUGAAACGGAAUUUUAGAGAAAACGAUUACUCGUUGACCUGUGGAGAAGGAAUUGUGGCAUAAAUAAUUGGAAACUGACAUUGACUCUUUUUCGGAGAUCGUUAGAUAUUUUUGAAAAUGUGACAUCUGUGUCGUGUGCUCUCUUGCAACACAACCUAGUCCGAGUAUCCUUUCACGUGCAGUCCACGCCACGCAUUGUAAAUACUGAUGAUAGAGUGCUUGCUCAGCGUGUUAAUUGCUUGCUUGUUUGUAGUAAUAAUGUGUGUAUUCAUACUAAUUCAAAGUGAUGUUGUGUCGAACUUCGAUAUGUCGACAGUAAAAAGUAAAAAUGUGGUCCCUGCCUAUUCAUUUUGCGGUUGUGUCAAACCUCAGAUAACUCGAAGUACUUACGUGGGUCCCUUCUACUUCGACAAAACGAUGUUUGUACUGGAAAUGGAAUCGCUAUGCUAUCUGAAAGUUAGAAAGAGUGAAAAAACAAUAUGCACAGUCAUAAGAAAUGGAGGUGUGCCUUUAAUCAUUUCUGGUCGUGCCUUAUAUGGGUAUACCUGGUGAUGUACUUAAUGUGUAAACUGGUCUAGAAUUGAUCCCUCUUUUCACCAUGUUUUCACUGUAACGAUUGGUGUCUCAAAUAAGUGAUAGCCAUCAUAUUUGUAUUAUUCAACGUCUUUCCAAAAUUGUAAAAAUAUACAUUUAUGAAUAAAAUUCUUUAUUACU